AUGGCUGAUCCAUCCUACAAGUCAGUACGGCCUCUUGGCUCUUUGAUCUUCCUCACUUUCUGAUCCUUUGUCUCCCGGAAUUACCCUGCAGCAGCCCGUUCGAACGGUCCUACGUCGGCUCGUCGUCGGUGGGAACCCCAGCUGCGGUGGCCGCGCAUCCCCCGCCGCCAGCGCAACCAAUCGAGGCCACUCCCGAGCCGCAGUCACUAGCCUCGACCUCCACGCCGUCGCGGAUAGCGCACCGACCACCUCGACUCGUCAUACCCGAUGCUGAUGAGUACCCGCACGGAUCCGUCUUCCCACCGCUCGAUCAACCCCACUACGCCGCAGCGCACCCUCAUCCUGAUGGACUCGCCGAAUUAGGCGCAGCACCCGAACAGCACGCGACCACAGCCUCGACGACGACGACGACGACGGGCGGUGCAGGUGCCUCUUCAGGCCACCUCGGUGGCUCGGCGGCCUCCAAGAAAGUCAAUUGGCCUGCAGAACUCUCGCACCACGUCUCGAUCAAGAUGGCCUCGCCCAAGACGCUGCAGGAUCAAGGCGCGAGGGACGAGCUGACCCGCGCCUUGGAGGAACAUUAUCGCAAAUUCGGUGCCGGGUCCGAGAUGGACGAAGAUGGGCCCGACCGAGACCGACCGAUUCGAUUCAUCGGUCCCUCAGGUUCCGAAGUCCCUUCGCGCGCCAACUCGUCCGACGGCGAUCCCGAAGAAAGGAUGGAGGAGUUGAGGCAACAGAUGGAGGUCUUUGUCGAUCCUGGUGAGACGGAUGGAUUGCCGACCAUGGCAGGGGGUAAAUCGAGCGAAGCUAGAAAUGCCAAAGCAGCUUGGGGCUUGGUCAGGAGCUACACCAACGGUGGUUCGGUGUUCCGUCAGAGGAAGAAGACUGGCUUCAAGAGUGGCCAUGGAGCCAAGGCCGAGGACUCCGAUCCUCGCGUCGUCAAGGCCGCUUCCCAAGAUCCCGAAAAGGUCAUGAGUGCCGACUCGAACGACGGCCAGCCCAAGUCUCCCUCUUCACCAGGAGGCGGAAUCGGUGGAUUCGUAUCGCGGAUGUUGGCGAAUCAUCAUGACCCAGCAGACGAGGUGCCUAUCGCCGCGGGUGCACCCAGUAUAAACAAUGGGGGAGGUGGCAUCCUCUCAGCGCUCAUUGCUUUGCAGCAGCAGCAAGCUGGGACAGGGAUCGACUCGAUCCCGCCUUCGGGAGCGACAACACCAACCUCGGAACUUCCUUCGCGUGGAUCGGUCUAUUCCUCCGAAGACGAAGACGAGGAAAUGGAACGCAUCAAGUUCACGCUCAAGCAACGUGAGAAACGAGCGAACCGGUCCAUGAUGCACGGCGCCUCAACCGCCAUCUCGAAUGCGGGCAAGUCGGCCGGUCACGCGCUCGGCUUUGGUCACCAUCACGCAACGGGCCAGCGCGGACAUCGACCCUCCUCGUCGGGCGAGCAGACCCCUGGUCGUACGGGCACUCAUGGCGCGACCAAGCUGUUUGCCCCUCCCAACUCGGGCCACACCUCCGCCCCGGGGAGCCCUGGAUUCGGGUCGUUCCCGAAGCGGCGAUCCGGUGCUUUCACCGACAGUGUCCACAACAUGCUGGGCAAGGUCGGCGCGAACUUUGAAGACUCUUCCUCUCGACCCGAAGCCGCGAGGAGUGGUGCCGGUGUCUUUGGUGGGCUCAUGUUGUCUACGGCAAACAUCGCAGGGGCCGCCUCACCUGCCGCGACGUCACUCGCGCCGAAUGCGACACGGCCUGGAUAUAGCUUGUCGCGCUACUCGGCGCCUUCGGUUCCUACCAUCAAAUCUGGAAAGAUGGAAAGUUCGGUCGAUACCUCGCCCGAGAACACGACGAGCACGUCCACGCUCAACAACUCGCCCACAGCUUCGCCGCCGCCGGGUGAGGCGCGCCAGACCAAGCAAACCCCGCCGAAUAUCAAGGUCCCCAAGCACAAGCCAACCUUCUCUCUGGCUGACCUGACUGUGAGUGACUUCGAAUGAAUCACUGUUACCUUGUGUCAAGCCACUAACUUGCUUUUCAUUCGUUUGUCUAUCCGAGCAGCCGCAUAAGAUAUCCUUCUUCCCAGGAGCAUCGCGUCCAAACUCGCGGCCGGGGUCGCUCCACGAGUCACCGACGUAUGAGUCGUCCGAGUACUUCCCGCACACCAAAGAGACGCAAGAAGACCGUGAGCGCCGCGAAUGGGAGAAAGAGAAGCGCCGUCGUCGCAAGUUGAGGGAGAAGCGUAAGCAACAGGAGGUCUUUAUCACGCAGCACGUUGCCGCGAUCCUGGAGCGACAGCAGUUCAUCCUCAAGCUCGCUCGUGCGUUCAUGAUGUUUGGUGCGCCUUCGCAUCGCCUCGAGGCGCAGUUACAGGCGACAGCGCGGGUGCUCGAGAUCAAUUGCCAAGUCAUCUACAUCCCAGCCGUCAUGCUCGUGUCCUUUGGCGAUUCAGCGACCCACACCUCCGAAGUGAGGUUCGUGCGGCAGUCCUCGGGUCUCGACCUCGGCAAACUCAAGACGGCGUACAUGAUCUACUAUGACACAAUCUACGACAAAAUCUCGGUCACGGACGCGUCGAAGCAACUCGACGACCUCAUGCUCGCCGGACCGCAGUACAAGCUCUGGCAGAACAUGCUCAUCGGCGGUCUGGCCUCAGCGUUCAUCCAGCCGUCGGCGUUCUACGGGUCUUUCAUCGACUGCCUCAUUUCGAUUCCUCUUGGCGCUCUUCUCGUCCUCGUGCAAGUCCUCGUCUCCCGCAACGACCUGUAUUCGUCCCUAUUCGAGAUCGUUAUCGCUUGCAUCAACGCCUUCCUCGCCGCCGCUCUGGCGUCCACAAACCAGUUCUGCUUCGCCGCGGUGGCUUCGGGAUCGGUCGUACUCAUUCUGCCAGGUUACAUCGUCUUGUGUGGCUCGCUUGAGCUGGCCAAUCGUUCUAUUAUCUCCGGAAGUGUUCGUUUAGUUUGUGCGUGCCGCACAGUCUUUCGGCCCAAUCCAAUCGAGGUAAUUCGAAACUGACCCUCUGUCUGUACCCAUCAGAUUCGAUUCUUUAUUCGCUCUUCUUGGGCUUCGGGCUCUCUAUGGGGUCAGAGGUAUACCAGCGCAUCACCAAGCUCUCUAUCGCGGGAGCCACAGAUUACCAGUGCACUGCCCUACGUCGGAACGCUCCCUGGUGGCGCGCGACUAUCUCGCCUUAUUGGUUCUUCUUCACGAUCCCUUGCUUCCUCCUCUUGCUCGCCCUUCGCAACGGUCAACCUCUGUUCCGCAAGGAAAGCUUCAUCAUGGUCCUCUUCGGCUCGACCGGUUUCGUCGCCAACUAUUUUUCCGGGAAAGCCUUCACGGGUCGUAGCGACGUUGUCAGUGCGAUCGGAUCCUUCGCCGUUGGCUUCCUCGGUAACUUGUACGGCAAGGUAUCCCGCGGAUCCCCUUUCGUUGUCAUGGUCCCCGGGAUCCUCUUGCAACUUCCUUCAGGUCUAUCAAACGGAGGUCUUCUCGAAUUCGCGGCAGACUCGACUUCGAACAAUACGUUCACGUCUUCGACAUCUUACGCUUCCGGUUUCAGCGUCGCGAGCUCCCUUAUUGAAGUCGCGAUCGGGUUGACAGUCGGUUUGUUCUUGUCUGCGGCGGUCGUUCUUGGGAAAGGAUCUAGGAGGGGUAGGAGCUUGCAUACGUUCUAG
Microbotryum saponariae is the source of this 3668-nucleotide messenger RNA. Lineage: Eukaryota; Fungi; Basidiomycota; Microbotryomycetes; Microbotryales; Microbotryaceae. The record is from the annotation of a GenBank genome assembly.